Molecule: messenger RNA, 2806 nt
Organism: Chlamydomonas reinhardtii
Lineage: Eukaryota; Viridiplantae; Chlorophyta; Chlorophyceae; Chlamydomonadales; Chlamydomonadaceae
Exons: 17
Coding region: 62-2374 (770 amino acids)
Source: RefSeq, a predicted model, not a curated record
AUGAUGAAUAGCUGACUUGUAGACUUACAAACAGUGAAGAACUCAUGCGUCGCGCAUCGACAUGCAUCGAAUAGCAGCGCUAUUAACGCAACUUGCGGGGAAAACGAAACCUGUCACCGUGAACGCGCUCCUUCGGCUUAAAGUUGAAUUAUUGCUGUUUGUGUUCACAGUAUUAAACGCAGCUGCAUUUACAGAGCCGCUUUUGAACUUAAGUUUGCUGCCAUGCGCGAAAUCCGGCUAUUGCUCCCUGGGGCAAGUGAGGCCCUUCAUUGGAGAUGUCGCGAAUGUGUCAUCAUUGCGUUCAUGCUUGGAGGCUCGCUCGUAUCGGAAGGAAGCAAUCCUCAUAGCAGAGACCCGGCUGGUCACAGCCCUCACCACGGUCCACAACGCUCGCUCGGUGGGCUACGCCCAUAGCAUCCUGCUUGCGAAUGAGGAGGCGUGCACCAGAGCCGUGCACGCGUGGUCCGAGGUGGGCUGCGUCUGGUCCUCUCGCCAGUGGGCCUCUCAGGUCCCACACAUGAAGUACUACCUGGACAGGCUGUCGCUGGUGGCUCGUGUGGCGCGGCUCGGGUUCAACCUACUGAUGGUGGACAGUGAUGUGCUUUUCCUGGAGGACAUCUACACCCACCUCAAGUCGCCGCCGCUGCGGGACCGGCAGCUGAUGGCGCUGAGGGACCCGUACAACGGACUGCUCAACUGCGCCAUCAUAUACAUCCAGAACGCGAGGCCGGACGGCCCGGCGGUUCAGCUGAUGGCGGAGGUGCCCGACCGCAUAGAGCGGUGGGCGGAGGGCGCCGCCGCCCUGAAGGCGCGUGACCGCCUGCCGCACUGCUGGGACCAGAUGGUGGUCAGUGACUCCCUGAUAUCCGCCGUGGCGGGCAGGCCCAUCGCCUUCGGCUGCUGGCAGUAUUGGAACAACCAGUCGCAGAAGGAGGAGUGGAACUCGGCCCACGUGCGCUUCUUCCAUCCCAACCAGACGGGUGGAGGGUUCGGCAUCCAGCACUUCAUGACGAUGAGUCGCGAGCCUUGGCCUGCGGAUUUGGUUCGCUCGGCGCCCGGCUUCCCGCCCACAGCCACGUCAGAGCUGUGGACAGCCACGCUGCGGGUACCGAACUCGCAGGGCACGUGGCCCGAGGGUCUGGGCGGCCACAUCUACCCCGGCCCGCGGGCCGGCAACGCCAGCGGCUGGAUUGAGCUGAUCAAGUCGGAUGGCCAGCCCAUGUGGCCCGACCCGGAGGACCCCGCACAGGCCGCCGCCGCCGCCGCCCUCACGGAGCGCUUCGCCUUCCUGCCCGACUGGCUGGGCGCCUACUGGAUGCAGCGCGCGCCGGCGGGCGGCGCCGCAGGCAACAGCGGCUACUGGAGCGGCCCGCUGCUGGCCACACACGCCGCGGCGGCGGCGCGGGCGGGGGCGCCGCUGCCGGCCGGGGCGCCGCCGCCCGCCUCGCCGUACGCCCUGGUUCACGUGUUCCACCCGCCGGGCGGCGGCCACCUCAAGCAGCUGGGCAAGAUGGCCAUGGGCCAUUUCCCCUGGCACCUCAUGCACCGCUUGCGCCACGACGGCGGCCUAUACCUGGCCAGCACGCAGCACGCGCCCGUGCCCGACGUCCUGGCAUACACCCCCGGCGUGGAGGGCCGCGAGUGGGCCUCGUACGCCGAGUGGAACGAAGCUGCACUGGCGCUGGCGCGGCUUGCGCUGGAGAUGGGGCGCGCGGCGGCGUUCCCGGCGCCGCGCUGCAAUGUGAGCUGGCUGGGCGGCGGCCGCAACAACCGCCUGCCGCUGGACAUCACGGAGUCAGACGACGUGAAGCAGACGUGGAUCAUGCCGUACGGCCGGCCCGGGGAGGGCUUUGGCUCGCUGCGGUGCAUGCUGGGCGGCUACCUUGCCAAGGGCUGCAUGCAUCCGAACUGGUUCUACCCCUCGGGACUGCUGGCUCCCGAGUACGACGACCUGGUUGCGCACGUGCAGCACAACAACCUGGGCGUGGCGGUGGCGGAUGCGAGCCUGCUCGCCAACGCACCCGCGGCGGCUGCGGCGGCGGCGGCCUCCUUGACGUCGGCGACCGCUGGUGGUGAUGGCGCAGCAGCAGCAGCAGCAGCAGGAGCAGCAGCAGCAGGAGGAGGAGGAGGGGGUGCGGCGGUGUGGGAUGUGGAGUCGUUAGCGGCGGCGCUCAUGGCAGCGCAUGGGGGGCUGGGCAGUGGUGGUGGGACUCAGGACGUGGGGGUGAAGCAGGAGCACACGCGCCCGCGGCUGCUGCUGCUGCCGGCGGUGCCGGUGCUGAGUGGCAAGUCCGGGCCGCGAAUGAAGGUGUUCGAAGAUAACUCGAAAUCAGGGGACGUGUGCAACUGGCUACUGGGGAAACCGUUCAUGUGAUGCGUGCAGGAUUGUGCACCAUACCAGACUUGCUGCACAUGGCCGUGACCAAGACUCUAGGAAGGAUUUAUUGCUGUUUGGCUUGGUGCCUGUACGAACUGACCCCGGCUGUGUCCGGGAAAUGAGGUAGACGCUUGCGGCCUCAGACGGGAGACGAGUCGUGGGCACAGCCCACUUUCCCUCGAGAGGCAGAACCACUUGCUGUGCUUCUUGCGUCUUGACCCUAGUCUGUACCAACUGGAGCGCGUUCCCUGCCCACGCUCGGACGUCCGGGCCUCGGAACUCAGCGGGGACGACCGAGCUUACUGAGGUGUGGGCUGCGGGGCACCCGUAGUCAGGACCGCAAGCCCAUACAUGGGUACCGUUCUCCAUAUGCACUAGUCAUUGCCGUAUAUACUUGAUACCAUAUCAACCAUGUAAAAAGCUUCAGGA